Molecule: messenger RNA, 1986 nt
Organism: Rotaria socialis
Lineage: Eukaryota; Metazoa; Rotifera; Eurotatoria; Philodinida; Philodinidae
Source: the annotation of a GenBank genome assembly
AUGGAAACACUACCGAAUGAAAUUCUUCUUCAUAUUUUUUCUUAUCUUGAACUGUUCGAUCUGUUAACGGGUUUUUGGUCGUUAAAUAUACGUUUCAAUUCUCUUGUGUGUUUAGCUCUUUCAAUAGGUGAUAAUUCAUUAAAUACUGGUCUUAUUAUUAAACAAGGUUUAUCUUAUAAUAAAUUUUCUUCAUUAUUCUUUCCAUUGAUUUUAAAUUCAUCAUCUCUUUCUUCUUCUAUUCGACGUAUUCAUUUUGAUGAAACAAAUUCAAUUAUUUGUGAUCUCAUUUAUGAAUUGCUGCUCAAGGGUAGAAAUAUUCUUCGUUUUCCUAAUCUCAAAUCACUUAUUCUUACUCGAUGUAUAUCAAUUGAACCAAUAAUUCAAAACAUAUCUUAUCUUAUUGAAUAUCAAUUAGAUGAACUUACAUUAACAUUUGACCAUCAAGUGUUCAUACGGGAUUUUUAUGUAGACGAACAUUCGUCAAUGGCAUCUGAUACAGAAAAAGAAAUGAUUUUAAUCAAACAACUUCUGUGUCAGCUAUUCUCAGGACGAUGCCGAUUAAAAUCUCUUCGACUUGAUAUUAGCAAUGAAUUUACAAGUGGUGAUAUUCAUCAAUGUUUAGUAGGAAACUCUUAUUUUUCUUCGAAUUUUAUUGUGAAUCAAUGUGAAUCUUGUUGUAUGACUCUUCGUCGUUUAUUUAUUCGACUUAAAUAUACAUUUUUUCUUGAAAAUCUUAUUGAACAUGUACCCAAUCUCGAAGAAAUGUCAGUUCAGUUUGAAUAUUCAUUGAACUUUGAUUCGUUAUGGGAGUUAAAUAUUGAAACUUCGAAUGCGGAAUUUGUUUAUCUAAAACGGCUUCUUAAUAAUUUAAAUUAUGUUGAAAAACUUAAAGUUCAUCUUAAAAGUGAUAAAUUAAUCGAAACAAGACGUCGAAAUAUAUGGAAAUCUGUCAUUGAUGCAAAUUUCAUUCGUCAUUAUUGUCUACCUGAUAAAAUAAUUAAUUUAAUUAAUUUUGAUUUUUAUAUUUAUUCCCAAUGUCAAUUAUCAUCGAAUGAUAUAAAAAGAAUAAUAAAAUCAUUUUAUAUUCAUUCUUUUUUUGUUGAUUAUAAAUGGACCAAUGUUAAAUGUUUAUUUGAUCCAAUAAUUGAAUGUCAACAUCUUUUCUCUUGUUUCACAAAUGCACUUCAAUUUUCUGAUAGUCUCAAUAAUUAUUCAUAUAUUUUCAAUUGGCCACGUAUCGAUUUUAUUUGGUUUGACUUAUAUCCAUCACUUCAUUUAUUUCUGGAACAAUUCAAUGAAUUAUCUCCUAAUAUUUCUUGUAUUGAAGUACAUCAAACGCGUAUGAUGGGUUUUGACGAAUCAGACCUCCUCGUGUCAUUGAAAAUUUUAUGCAAAAUGAAACUAUACAAGGGGGUUGAUAUGCCUUUUCGAAAUGUUACAAAAAUUCAAUUUGGAACACAUCUUGAUCGGAUGAACGCUGAUACCGAAAUAGUACCAAGUCGAAAUGAGAUACGUGAAAAAGUACUUGCUCAUCUCAUUUCGAUGACUGUGCAACUGAAAUAUCUUCUAGUUGAACGCUUCGAAUGGCUCUUACAUGUUGUUCAAUGCGCAUCUGACGAGUUAAGAAGGGAGGCAUUAAGUACAGUUCAAUAUGCUGAAUUUUGUCUUCCAAGUUGUUCUACUGGCUCCGAUGAAUCAAUUCAUAUUGGUAAACAUCUUGUGCCUUUUCUCAGCACAUACAUGUCUCAUUUACAAACACUACGUCUUUGGCAACCAGAUGAUUUUUCUUGGACAACUACUCAGCAUGUAGCCAUCUUUGAACGAGAUCUUUGUCGACUGGUCGAAAAUUUAAAAGAAUUUACAUUUCUCGAUAUUAAUGGUGAAAUUCAUUAUGAAAAAGUUGAAUCUUAUCGAUCAAUGGUUCAAGCUCGCUUUCCUCAUUGCCGAAGCGAUGUUGGAAUACUAAGAUUUCGUCUCUGGCUUUAG